Messenger RNA from Aspergillus fumigatus Af293, 285 nucleotides. RefSeq lists its product as uncharacterized. The record is from RefSeq and is a predicted model, not a curated record. Lineage: Eukaryota; Fungi; Ascomycota; Eurotiomycetes; Eurotiales; Aspergillaceae.
AUGACAGGUGUCUCUUCAAGCAGACCAGGUCGUGGCAGGGAGACGUUACUUGAGACGCUCGUUCUAAAAGAGGAUUUGGAGGGACUGUUAGCGGGCGUGCUGGAAGGUCCAAAGACCCGCUCGGAAAUUCUAGCAUCGAACCGAGCAUUGUCCAACUGCGGCGACAGCAGACUGGGCUUUCCGAAGAACACACUGAACCAAAUCGGUAUCUCUUUGGACUCAAUGCUGUAUACUGAUAAGCCUGUGGAGGAAUUCCGUGUAUGUGUUGAUCCUUUUUCCGCCUGA